UUCUUAAAAAUAAUCUUUCACAUAAGUUAAUAAUAAAAAUGAAAAAGACAAAUAAAACAAUCAUCUAUUCUUUUUCCUCGAAUCAAAAGUUUGUGCUUUGUUCUAAUUUGGCCUUAUUAUACCAUUAACCAUCGUUUUGAUUCACACUUUUAGCACUUGCUCGUAGUUACUACUUACCAUAACUGUGACAUUCAUGCAAAACUAUGCAGAAGAAUAAUCAUUUUACUCUCUUGAGUUUCGAUCAUGGCCAAGCAUGGCUCACUUUGUUGCUUGUUAUUAGUCUCAUACAAAUCUCGCCGCCGGUAACCGGUCAACCGAUGGGACCGGAAGAUCCAACGGAGAACAACAAAUCAGUUGCAACCAUUAUGGGAAUUGUAGCCCUAAUGUUCCUUUUCUCAGGUUUCCUUUCUCUCUACUCAGCCAAAUGCAGUGAUCGUCAACACGGUGUUAUUUACGACCUCACUCUACCUAACGCUGCAAACGUUGUUAGGGCACAAAACAACGUGCCAAGUAAUGGUUUAAACCAAGAUGUCAUCGACACUUUUCCGACUUUUCGUUACUCCAACGUGAAGGGACUCAAGAUUGGGAAGAGCACUUUGGCUUGUGCUGUUUGUUUGAACGAGUUUCAAGAUGAUGAGACGUUGCGUUUGAUUCCUAAAUGUAGCCAUGUUUAUCACCAUGGUUGUAUAGAUAUUUGGCUUGUUUCUCAUAAUACUUGUCCGGUUUGUCGUGCUAACCUUGUUCCGGUAACCGACGAGGACGCUACCGAGUCUCCGAUUGUAUCCAUUCAGAUACCAGAAGGAGAAUUACAUCAUAAUGAAGAAGAUCAAGAAGUAGAGCCUGUUGAAGAGGAACAAAUAGGAGACACAAUUGAAGUGGUAUAUUCACCUAAGAUAGAUUUACUUCGUAGGUCUAAGACAUACUCUGCACCAAUACGGUCGAGAUCGACAGGAUUCUUAUCUUCUCUUUGGUUAUCACGGUCAAACUCGACAGGUGUGUUGGUGCAGCCAGGUGAGGAUUGUGAGAGAUUUACAUUGAGGUUACCGGAUGAAGUUCGAAAUCAGAUGAUGAUGAACACGACCACGCUUAAGCGUGCGAAAAGCUGUGUGAGUUUUACGCGAAUGAGCAGUGGAAAGUGUGGUUAUAGGUCAAGAAGUUUCGGGUGUGGAAGUGGGAAUGGUCAUGUGCAGUAUGAAAGGUUUGGAAGUGAGGAAGAAGAAAAUUUAGGGUUUGUUAGGAACAAUUGGAGUAAUAAAUCUGCAAGAAAAUCUCAUAUGAAGUGUUUGGGCAUUGAUAUGGACAAUAAUGGUGGUGAGAGAUCAUAUGAUCUUUUAUGUCAUGUGUAGUUAGUUAGUUGCAAGAGAAGGUUGGAAUAGUUCUAAUCAAUUCAAUAAAAAAUUUGAUUGUAUAAAAAGAGUGGAUCAUUGGUUAGAUCAUGAGUUUUUAUGUCAUUUUAUUAGCUCUAGAGAGUUAUUUGAUUAUCCUUUUGUAUUAUACUCAGUUUUUCAAUAUUAUGCUUUGUAUUAUAACAUGGUGGUAAGACUAAGAGUAUGACUAUUUGGAAGGUUUAUUUUUUGAAAUCAGUAUGCUUUUUCUUUGUGUUUGUGGUUGGUAAUACGAUAGUGAUUUAGAGGGCCUUUCAAUAUGACACAAGUAGUACUCUUGGCUCACAUGAAGGGUUUUGUAGCACAGUAACCUAUACAACAACAACGUCUUGAUUCAGAGGAUGGUUUUGCAGCACAACACCCUCUACAGCAACAACAUCUUCAUUAUCAGCAUUGUUGGUAGCUUGAGCAUGAGAACUCAUUUUGAUUCCUUUGGAUGAAGUUGUUUUUGUGUUAUGGUUAUUCUAAUUUUAUAUUGUUCCUUCUGAUUCUUCAUCUUCUUCUCUUGAAAGUUUAAAAACCAAAAGAUGCACGCAUAGUUUGCUCAUUAUUGGUUCUUUAAUUCUAUACACUUUCUCUUCUCUUGGAAGUUGGAAAGAUCAUUUUCCUACCUCGAGCUGUACAAAU
This is a messenger RNA of Vicia villosa (hairy vetch), 2012 nucleotides long. Its product is annotated as RING-H2 finger protein ATL11-like. The record is from RefSeq and is a predicted model, not a curated record. NCBI's taxonomy places the organism in Eukaryota, Viridiplantae, Streptophyta, Magnoliopsida, Fabales, Fabaceae. The transcript has a single exon. The coding region runs from base 204 to 1346 and encodes 380 amino acids.